AUGGAAGAUUCUGAUGAUUCGAUAUUAGAGGUUGCUGAACAUUCUGAUCAUAAUACACAAACUAGUAAAACUCAAAAAAAAAGAGGCCGUCCAAAAAAUAUACUUUGGGAUAAUCAUUUUAAAGAAAUUAAUUUGCAUAAUGAUGGUCACAAAGGUUGGGAAUGUCUAUAUUGUAAAGAACAAAACCUACGUGCAUCUGAUAUAAACAUGAACACACAUUUGGUUUUAAAUUGUAAAAAAGUUCCACCUAAUAUUAGACAAGAACUUUUACAAAAAUUUCCUUUACCAAGUCAAACAAAAAAAACUAAAGCAGCAUUAGAUAUUAUUACUGGUGUACAACCACAAAUUAAUAAUAAAUUUCAAAUUAUAAAUACAAUGGAUCCUGGACAAGAAGAAUUAUCUUUAGAUGGAUGGACAAGCAAUCGUGGUUGCUCUUAUUUUGCUUUUGUAAUUAUAACUGCUAACAAAAAACAAUAUGUACAUUCAAUUAAAGAUUUUUCUAGUGAAUCACAUACUGCAAUUUUUACUGCUAACGAAAUUGAAAAAGUUUUAACAGAUAUUGGUGUAGAUAAAUUUGGAGCUAUUGUAUCAGAUGCUGCUUCAGCUAUGACACUUGCCAAACAAUAUAUUUCAAAUAAAUAUCCAGCAAUUCUACCUGUUAGAUGUAUUGCACAUCAUAUCCAGUUGAUUUGCAAUGAUAUUAUUUGUAAAACUUUAUUUGGAAAAAAAGUAUUACAACAAUGUCAAUCAUUUAUAACAUAUUUUCAUACAUCUCAUCAUUCUGGAGCAAUCUUACGUAAUGAAAUAACUCGUUUGAUGAUAAAUAAAGGUGGAUUAAAAAGUUCUGUUUGUUCACGCUGGUCAUCUGCAUAUGAUUGCGUACAAUCAGUUCUUAAUACAGAAAUUUGUAUUAAACAGAGUAGUUGGCAAGCUGGCGAGAAAGCUAGUGAGCUUGGCAAGACAAUAUUGAUUUUAGAAGAUGAUAGUACAGCUUUAACACCAGAAUUAAGAGACCUUACACGAAAUCGGCAAUUUUGGGCAAACGCAGAAGUUUUAGCAAAAAUAUUAUUACCUGCCAAAAAUGCUGUUAAAAUAAUUGAAUCAAAGUCUACAACAACUGCUAAUGGAGGAAUAGAAAGUGCAAAUACUUUAGUAGCACAAAUUAAAAAGUAUGAUGCAUAUGAACCCCAUAUAAUUUUACUUUUAUGGAAGAAAUUGAAUCACCGCAAACCUGAUAAUUUGGAUGAAAUUAGACAAUUUGAUUGUGAAAAUUUGGAGAUUAGUGAAAUAAUCGAUUUUAAUGCCUUUUCAGAAGAACGAGUGAGUGAAGUGAAUAUUAAUAGUAACGUCGAAACUGAAGAAGAAGCAGCAGAUUAUGAUAUAAAUGAAGUUAUCAAUGCAGCUAUAA
Dentiscutata erythropus is the source of this 1408-nucleotide messenger RNA. The record is from the annotation of a GenBank genome assembly. NCBI's taxonomy places the organism in Eukaryota, Fungi, Glomeromycota, Glomeromycetes, Diversisporales, Gigasporaceae.